Lactuca sativa (garden lettuce) is the source of this 1337-nucleotide messenger RNA. RefSeq names its product fe(2+) transport protein 1. The record is from RefSeq and is a predicted model, not a curated record. Gene Ontology annotation, biological process: zinc ion transmembrane transport. Gene Ontology annotation, molecular function: zinc ion transmembrane transporter activity. NCBI's taxonomy places the organism in Eukaryota, Viridiplantae, Streptophyta, Magnoliopsida, Asterales, Asteraceae. Gene Ontology annotation, cellular component: plasma membrane.
UUCCGUAAGAACGACAUCAACAAAACCUCAUUACCCAUGGCGAAACUCCACCUCCUCAUCCUCUCACUCCUCCUACUCUCCACCUUCGCACCACCGUCUCACGGUGCUAACUCUACCACCCAACCACCCAACACCAUCCCGGAAGAAUGCCUGAAGGCCACCGGCGGACCAUGCCACAGCAAAACCAAAUCUUUAAAGCUUAAACUCGUCGCCAUUGCAGCAAUUCUAGUGGCUAGUAUGAUGGGUGUUACUCUACCCAUGCUUUCACGGGCUAUACCCGCUUUACAACCCGAUAAGAAGCUGUUUGUGUUGGUUAAAGCCUUUGCUUCCGGUGUGAUUCUUGCAACUGGAUACAUGCACGUCUUACCCGAUUCAUUUGAUUGCCUAACAUCCAAAUGCUUGCCUGAAAACCCAUGGAGAAAAUUUCCCUUCACAACGUUUAUUGCAAUGUUAUCAGCUGUAUUGACAUUAAUGGUUGAUUCGUACGCUAUGAGUUGGUACAAGAAAUACGGGCCAAGAAACGAGAAUUUGGAUCCGAAAAUCUCGGGUCAUUUCCACGGCGAUGGAUCUUCUGGGAUUGAUUCACCAACAUCACAGUUGAGGCGAUAUCGAGUGGUUGCUCAGGUGCUAGAGCUAGGAAUAGUUGUACACUCAGUUGUGAUUGGACUAUCGAUGGGUGCAUCGGAUAAUUUAUGCACCAUAAGACCUCUCGUCGCUGCUCUAUGCUUUCAUCAAUUCUUUGAAGGAAUGGGUCUUGGUGGUUGCAUUCUUCAGGCGGAGUAUGAGAGAAAGAUGAAGGCAAUGAUGGUGUUUUUCUUCUCGGUGACAACUCCAUUUGGAAUAGCACUUGGAAUCGGGUUGUCAAAUGUCUACCGUGAAAAUAGUCCGGCAGCUCUGAUGGUGGUCGGAAUACUAGACGCGGUGUCAGCAGGGCUGUUGAAUUACAUGGCGUUGGUGGAUCUUCUGGCGGCGGAUUUCAUGGGGAAGAAGCUUCAAGAAGAUAUGAAGCUUCAAGCAGUUUCAUAUGUCGCUGUGUUUCUAGGUGCUGGAGGCAUGUCUGUGAUGGCAAUUUGGGCAUAAACAGUAUUGAUUUCUUUAAUUUGCUCCUUUUAGAGAAGGUUUUUGGCUUAAGAAUGUGUAAAAUAGGGAAAUAUUAACGGAUUAAAGAUUAAUUAAAUUACCAUUUCGCCCUUUCAUCUAGACAGGAUUUCAUUACUAAAUGUGUUCAAUUCACCUCUGUGUCAUUGGCUCUUUCAAAAGUACAACGUUACGAUAGGAAAUUAGGAAUAAAUGAAAGUAGAAUGCUGAUUAUCAUUAGGAAAAAAAACAAUAAAAAA